This is a messenger RNA of Brassica rapa (field mustard), 1461 nucleotides long. Its product is annotated as WAT1-related protein At5g40240. Gene Ontology annotation, cellular component: membrane. The record is from RefSeq and is a predicted model, not a curated record. NCBI's taxonomy places the organism in Eukaryota, Viridiplantae, Streptophyta, Magnoliopsida, Brassicales, Brassicaceae. Gene Ontology annotation, molecular function: transmembrane transporter activity.
GAGGAUUGAGCUUCUAUGUCUUUGUCUUCUACAGCUAUCCGUUGCUACACUUGUCUUUCUUCAUGUCUCUCUAAUCUUUACAAGAUAGAUAUCUGGCUGUAUAUCAACAACCUCUCACACCAGCUUUUACCUUCACCCUCACAGUUAUCUUCAGUUUCUGGGAAUUUAGACACCAAAUCUGUCAUGAGAAGAACAGGAGAAGAGACAGUGGCAUGGAGGUACUUUCACAAAGAUGUUGUGCCUUUUGCUGCAAUGUUUGCUGUUGAGUGUUCCACUGUUGGGUCGAACACACUGUACAAGGCUGCAUCGUUAAGAGGAUUGAACUUCUAUGUCUUUAUCUUUUACUCUUACGCUGCUUCAACACUUGUGCUUCUUCCACUUGCCCUCAUCUUUGGAAGAUCUAAAAAAUUACCUUCAGCCAAGUCUCCUCUCUUCUUCAAGAUGUUUUUACUUGGGCUUUUCGGGUGCAUGGCGCAGAUGGUUGGGUUUAAAGGUGUAGAACAAAGUUCUCCUACUCUUUCCUCUGCUAUGAGCAAUCUCACGCCAGCUUUCACGUUCACCCUUGCAGUUAUCUUCAGGAUGGAACAAGUUGUGUUAAGGAGCUCUGCGACUCAGGCUAAAAUCAUCGGUGGAGUACUGUCUAUAUCUGGUGCUCUGGUUGUUGUGCUGUAUAAAGGCCCAAAAGUUCUAUCUGCUGCAAUUUUCACACCUUCAUUAUCUCCAACUAAUUCGCUUCACCAGCAGUUGACUUCAUCCGAGUCAAGUUGGAUAGUCGGUGGCCUUUUGCUUGCGUCACAGUUCUUUUUAGUUUCAGUCUGGUAUAUUGUUCAGACUCUGAUCAUGGAGGUAUACCCUGAAGAAAUAACAGUAGUCUUCUUCUACUACUUAUUUGCAACACUAAUCUCAGCACCUAUAUGUUUAUUGGCUGAAAGGAACUUGACUUCUUGGGUGAUAAAACCAGAUAUUACCCUCGUUGCAAUCAUAUACUCAGGAGUCUUUGCUUCAUUAUUCAGUGUGAUAACCCACACAUGGGGUCUGCAUCUGAAGGGUCCUGUCUAUGUAUCCUUGUUUAGGCCACUGUCUAUUGCAAUUGCAGUUGCCAUGGGUGCUAUAUUUCUCAGUGAUGCACUUCACCUCGGGAGGUUUUGCAUGUAUGUGUUGUGGGCAGUGUCAUUGGAUCAGUGAUAUUGUGUUUUGGAUUCUACACUGUGAUUUGGGGCAAAUCAAGAGAGGAUUCAACCAAAACUCUAGCUGGUUCUGAGCAUUGUUCACCCUUGCUGCUUACACACGUCGUAGAAGAUGAAGGCUUGUCAUUAAGAUAAGAUUGAUGCAAGUGAAUGAUAAUACGCGUACACUAUUAAUUUGUAAAUGCGGGUGGAGGGUGAUAACUUUGGAAUUAUUGCGUUAUGCUGGUCUCAGAAACAUUUUUUCACAAUACAAAGUUACCCAAACAAAUGAGUA